AUGAGCGACCGAAAGGAAUGGCAACAUUCCUAUCAGCCGACGAACUACAACGGCUAUGAUUCUUAUGGCUCGAAUAGCCAAUCCAUCGGCCAAUAUUAUGGUCAAUAUAAUUUUACCCAUCAAGGUGGGCCUAACACCCAAUAUGGCUCAAGUAGUCAGUUUGGUGGCCAAUAUGGUAGGCUCAACUAUAUUGGCGGAUAUGAUGUUAUGAACCAAAAUGGUUCAAAUGAUCAAAAUGGCUAUAGCGGCCAAUAUGGUUCGACGUAUCAAUAUGGUUCUGGUAGCCAAUUCAAUGGCCAACAUGACUAUAAUGGCCAGUAUAAUCAAAUGGCCGGCGGACAAUACACUUACUCAGGUGGCCAAAAUAAUUCGCCUAAUAUUUAUGAUCAGCCUAGUUAUGGCUCCCACCAGAUGAAUCAUCCUAAUGGCUAUGAUGACCAAAAUGUUCUUAGCGUAAGGGAAAUGCCAUAUGUUGACCGCAUGGACAAAGAACAUCAAAAUGUCAUAAAGGAAAUAUUUGAAAUGAAAGAUUUAUUUAUGGAGAUGGCAGUUUCCAACGAACUUUUGGUUCAACAUUUGCGUGAAAUCUCCAUGCAACUUGCGAACGAAGAGCAAGUUCUUAGCCAACAAGAUGAGGGGCAAACUCUCAACCCCAACCUUAAUUCUCAGUCACAAAAGGAAAAUUCUCAUGUGGUUGCAAGCCGGCCACCCAUUCCACCUACUCCUCUAGAGGAAAGGGAGGUUAGUAAGGAAUAUAAGAAUGAGAAAGAGAUGGGUGAGACGAUGUUAGGAUCAAAUGUUCAAGUCGACCAUCCUAUUGAGAGCCUGACAUUGGUUGAGGAAAAGGAGUACACCCAAGGGGAUGAGACCCAAAAGAUGGCCACCGAUGAAAAUUGCAAUAUGGUCCAACCCAAGGCCACUAUUCUAGGAUGUAAUAACUUACCACCUAGUGAAGAAGGAGGUCGAAGCACGACCCAAGGUGGAAUCAUAAUAGACAUGAUUGUAGGAGAAAAACUAGACAUUGCGAGACCACAAUUGCAAGUGGUCAAGUUUAUUGAGCCCCAGCCAAAGGCCAAGAUUGGCCGACCAAAUGGACUUGGGGGGCAUGAAGGGUCGGCCAAAGUGAUGGCCAAAAGUCAUCCGGGUAGUUCUAGUCAUCCUAAUAUUUUAACCCAUCGCCAACAAAAGGGCAAGAUCCAAGUCAAGAAUAGGAAGGGCUCCAAGCUUGGAGUAAAACAUGGUUGGCCACCACCAUGGUCUCCAUGA
Molecule: messenger RNA, 1266 nt
Organism: Prunus armeniaca (apricot)
Lineage: Eukaryota; Viridiplantae; Streptophyta; Magnoliopsida; Rosales; Rosaceae
Source: the annotation of a GenBank genome assembly